Etheostoma spectabile (orangethroat darter) is the source of this 1108-nucleotide messenger RNA. RefSeq lists its product as uncharacterized. The transcript is spliced from 8 exons. The record is from RefSeq and is a predicted model, not a curated record. NCBI's taxonomy places the organism in Eukaryota, Metazoa, Chordata, Actinopteri, Perciformes, Percidae. The coding region runs from base 56 to 1108 and encodes 350 amino acids.
UGGAAUGGAACAUGGUAAUAAAGCUUUCAUUUCUUUGAUUUACUUUUAAGGAUUCAUGCCCCAGCCCCGAAACGGCUGCCGGCACAACAGCCCCAGAAUCACCUCCAGAGCAACACAGAGUUUCUGUGGAACAAGGAGCAACAUUUGUAAGUUCAUGAAUAUCCGUGAGAUCCUUAACAAGACAACUGAUGGAAAAUGCAUGGUUCUCGGUCUUGAGGAACAGAAUCAUAUAUCAAUUAAGGAAAGAUGUUCCAUGGUCCGGAUUCUUGUGUCCCACUUAAUUGAGCGCUUUGGAGAGAAUCCAUCUUCAGGUGCAAAGGCUCUGCUGGCAUCGUCCAUUGUGGAUCAGUUUCCAUGCCUGAGGGACUGUCAAGGCACAGGCUAUGAUGCAUGGUUCACCCCAGGGAGAAGUCAUAAACCCGCAACAGGCUUUCUGGAAGAGCGUCUCCGCAAUGUCAGAAAAAGGCUCCACUCUGGCAGACGGGUACAUUUAACAUCACAAGUGCCACAACACACCCGGGUCAUUUUGCCAGAACCAACUAUAACUCCAGAGCGGGCCAUCCAGUUGACGGAGUGGCUGAAAAACAACAUCUGGCCCCAGUCCCAGGUUGGCCAACACAUGUUGGAGACUGCUCUCCAUCGGGCCCAGUGGAUCCGUUCUAAUGGGACCACAUCACUGCUGGACAUUAUCACAGAGUUCCCACGCUUAGUGGACACUCCAGGCAUGAUUUCUCAGGAUUUCUCAGUAUUACAUCCAGAGUCCUCUGGGAGACUGACUGAGAACUGGAACCCUCUGUUCUCAGCCAAGAUCAUCUGCAUGGCCAAGAAAGAGAAAACAGCUGACCUUCUCGCCAACAUAGAUUCGCUCUCAGGAGACAAACAAGGCGAUAUAGCCCUGCAGCUGCUGCCGGUUCUACUCCCAGCUGCACCGUACAGACUGGGGAAAAGAGUUGUCCGUCCCAGCAGCCUGGAGACACGCCGGGCCUUCAUCCAUGUCCAGCCUAUUGCAACCAACAUGGCCGACUACCUGAUGAGAUCCAGCACAGAGCCCCCAUACGUUCUAAUGCUGGGGAAGGACAUCAGUGCUCUCAAGCUUUCAUCAUUGUGA